This is a messenger RNA of Mytilinidion resinicola, 2124 nucleotides long. RefSeq lists its product as uncharacterized. Gene Ontology annotation, molecular function: RNA polymerase II cis-regulatory region sequence-specific DNA binding; DNA-binding transcription factor activity, RNA polymerase II-specific. The record is from RefSeq and is a predicted model, not a curated record. NCBI's taxonomy places the organism in Eukaryota, Fungi, Ascomycota, Dothideomycetes, Mytilinidiales, Mytilinidiaceae. Gene Ontology annotation, biological process: regulation of transcription by RNA polymerase II. The coding region runs from base 1 to 2124 and encodes 707 amino acids. The transcript is spliced from 3 exons.
AUGUUCGGUCUUAAGCCAUCCAAGGCUGCGCCAUCCAUCUGGUCAUUCGACUCGGGCUACAUUAGCUCCGAGCCGGUACUCGACGAAUCUCUUGCUGUCGAAGUUGACCAGGACCAGACUGCUGCCGUCGAACACUCCACUACAAAUUUCCCCUUCAUUGAGGACUCCAAUGGCGACUUCAAGUCACCAAACUUCUGGAAUGUGCAUGUUGGCGGCGAGCACGUGCGGCUUCAACGAGACCAACAAGUAGCACCCCUUGUCACCAAAGUCAACGUCUUCACGUCCAAGGACUGCUCUCGUACCAAUAGUAUCUUCCUGAAUCAUGGACAGAGCCUCGACGAAAGCCGGACUUGCGUGGCGUGCGAAUUGUGGGCAAUCGCUAACCCGGGCGAGGGUAUUCUCUGUGAGAAAUGUAGCCCACCGGUACCAACAUGUGAAGACGCGAGAACAGAGCUCGCAAUUCCAACGUCGACAAAAUUUCACGACUAUACGAGUUCUUCUCUAGAAAGCCAAUCGCCAAAUCAAAAACCCUCAACGCCAUUCGCGGAGAUUUGCCAAAGCACUGGCGCGAACAGACUUCUAACUUCCCUACCAACGCCAGACCAGUCAUUGGGGAGGGUUCAGAAAGACCAGCGAUGUUCAGCAUGCGAACUGUCCGCUCUGAUGAGCCCCAAACAGCCUACGAAAUGUGCAAGCUGUAUAGAGAUGGAAGUAAAUUCGCGCCCCAGGGAAUCAAAGCCAUGCAAGGUUACGAGGUCCAGAGCUCGCCGGGGAUUCAAGCUUCCCUUAAGCGCCUUGACGAAGCUUCAAGGUUGGCUAGAUGCGAAUCAGCACGACCCUUACCCGAGCGCUGAAACCAAGAAGCAACUGGCUCAGCAAUGCGGCAUCACAGAGAAACAGGUCACGACUUGGUUCACUAACGCAAGAGCUCGCCAAUUGAACCCUAUGGAGACAUGGCUGUCAAGUAACUCUGAGGAUGACGCCUCAUCGGAGAGCGAAGGAUACGAGUCAUACACCCAGGGCCGCCGUUUCACGACCCUCGCAAAUAACAGAAGUGGUGGCAACCAUUCACGACCUGCGCAACCAAGCAAGAUCGACACGUCCCACCCUCGUGCUGAAUCAGUAUCCGAAUCAAGCGCUUUCUCCCCUCAUAGCUCCACCAGAGGACCAUCUCGGCGAGGCAAAAAGAAGAACUACCGAAAGCAAAAUACGACGACAAACAUACCUGAAAACACAGCCUCAACACCCUCACAAGCACCACGGCAUCCCCCCAGUGUAGAGAAUUGGCAGUGUACGUUCUGCCAGAAGACACUUACCCCCAAGUCGUGGCGGCGACACGAGGAAACUCAGCAUCUGCCACGUUCCAGAUGGACCUGCAUGCUCCACGGGCCCCGUCUAAGUUUCUCUCGUGGUAGUACUUCGAGUUGCUGUGCGUUCUGUAUGCAGAAAGAUCCCACGGAGGAGCAUGUCCACUCGUCUCACCGGAUUGGAGUAUGCGCCGCACGGUCACUUCAAGAUCGGACGUACUACAGACCAGAUCACCUGAGGCAGCACGUCAAGAACUUCCACAAUUCGACACUAUUCGACAUUACUGCUGCAAAGUGGAAGAGCUCCGCAGAAGAAUCACAGAACGAUGGCUGGGAUUGUGGUUUCUGUCAUUUGCACUUAUCAGACUGGAACUCCCGCGAGGUUCACAUCGCGGGCCAUUUCCGAGAUGGCAAGACCAUGAAGGACUGGAAUUCAACAGCCACCGUUGAUCACACAGAGUCGCUUCCGACCUUGCAAGCAGUUGAACCGCGCAGGCCUUCUGUACCGACGCCUAUGGAGGAACACUUUUCUGGUGUUACAAUAUCAUCACCGGCAAACAUCCCGUUUACACCUGCAAUGCCUGCGAUGUCUACAAUACCAAACGAAACCUUAGACGGGUUUCUUUUCAGGACUUCUGGUAGCAGGCUAGACAACAAUGCGGCGGACAUUCCAAUGGACGGCUUCCCAGGUACCUUUGGCGACUUGAGCCAGUGGCCGGAAUUGUCAAAUGCAGUCCUCCCUCCAGUUCCGGACGAUAGUAUGAUGUAUGACUAUAACGACUUUGUGACGGAAGACCCACCUUGGAACGGGAUGUAG